Erigeron canadensis is the source of this 846-nucleotide messenger RNA. RefSeq names its product L-type lectin-domain containing receptor kinase VIII.2-like. The coding region runs from base 1 to 846 and encodes 281 amino acids. The record is from RefSeq and is a predicted model, not a curated record. The transcript has a single exon. Gene Ontology annotation, molecular function: carbohydrate binding. NCBI's taxonomy places the organism in Eukaryota, Viridiplantae, Streptophyta, Magnoliopsida, Asterales, Asteraceae.
AUGGCGAAUUAUUCUUCUCUUUCUGUCUCAAACACAAACACCCAUAUAUUUUAUGUAUACACUCUGUUUUUCCCCCUGUUUUUACUACUCUGUUUUUCCUCCACCACCACCACCACCACCGGAGAAACUUCAUUUCACAUCCAAACACUUACCAACUUAAGGCUGUUGGGCGAUGCUCAAAUUUACAACAACACCUCUGUCCGACUCACCGGAGAUCUCACCGUUCCAAAUUCCGGCGCCGGCAGGGUUUUAUACAAUAAGCCCAUCACAUUCCGCCAACCCGGUAACCCAAAUCCCACCAGUUUCGCUACUCACUUUUCGUUUUCUAUUCUUGAUCUAAACCCGAACUCUAUUGGUGGUGGCUUUGCUUUUGUUAUCUCGCCGGACGAUAUAUCAAUCGGUUCCGCCGGUGGGUAUCUUGGGAUUCCGACGGGUUCCGUCUCCAUUGAGUUCGAUACUGCUAAGGAUGCAGAGUUCAAGGAUUUUAAUGGAAACCAUGUUGGUCUUGAUAUCAACUCAGUGGUUUCUUUACACGUGGCCGAUUUGGAUUCGGUUAACGUUAGUUUAAAAAGUGGGGAGUUAAUUCACUCGUGGGUUGACUAUUCCGGGUCAAAUCAUGAGCUCAAAGUAUUCCUUUCAUACUCCAAAACUAAACCCGUUUCACCUAUUUUAUCCGUCACCAUAGAUCUUUCUCAAUACGUGAACGAGUCUAUGUAUGUCGGGUUUUCGGGUCAACCCAGGGGAGUACAGAGGUCCACUCAGUUUUCUCCUGGAGUUUUACUUCAACCUUUGAUGACCCAAAUAGACAACUCGGCCCAAACUCACCACGACCAUCAUCACCAUUAG